This is a messenger RNA of Daucus carota subsp. sativus, 1158 nucleotides long. RefSeq names its product cysteine proteinase inhibitor 6. The coding region runs from base 165 to 902 and encodes 245 amino acids. Gene Ontology annotation, molecular function: cysteine-type endopeptidase inhibitor activity. Lineage: Eukaryota; Viridiplantae; Streptophyta; Magnoliopsida; Apiales; Apiaceae. The record is from RefSeq and is a predicted model, not a curated record. The transcript is spliced from 4 exons.
AAAUAAAUAAAUAAAUAAAUGUAUAAGGAAUAAAUUGACAGAGAGAGGAAUAAAGAAGAGUCGGGGCGUACACCACACGCCACGCGUCAACGUUAUAUCAUCCUCCAUACACAUCACCCCUCGCCCCCUUUGUAUAUAAAUAUUUGUAUCGAACCAGAGAGUAAAUGAAACUGCGCAGCGUCUUUUACCUCUCACUACAAAUCUCUCUGUAUUUCUUCUCAUUCUGCUCGUGUUUUCAUCUUCCCAGCAAGCAUCACCUGGGCUUCUGUACUCAACAACAAGAUCCGACAAUAAUGGCAACACUGGGUGGAAUCAAAGAUGCUUCAGCCUCUUCUCAGAACAGCGUCGAGUUGGAGAGUCUCGCUCGCUUCGCUGUCGAUCAACACAACAACAAAGAGAAUGCACUGUUGGAGUUUGCAAGGGUGGUGAAGGCGAAAGAACAAGUUGUUGCUGGUACAAUGCAUCAUCUUACUCUUGAGGUUACUGAGGCAGGGAAAAGGAAACUAUAUGAGGCAAAGAUCUGGGUCAAGCCAUGGAUGAAUUUUAAAGAACUGCAGGAGUUCAAGCAUGUUGAGGACUGCCCAUCAAUUACUCCUUCAGAUCUUGGUGUUAAGAAAGGUGAUCAUCCUGUGGGGUGGCAAUCAGUUCCAGUCCACGAUCCUGUGGUGCAGGAUGCUGCUGAUCAUGCUAUAAAGACCAUUCAGCAGAGGUCGAACUCGUUGGUUCCAUAUCAGCUUCAGGAGAUUGUACAUGCCAAUGUUGAGGUCAUAGAGGAAUCAGCAAAGUUUGAUAUCCUUUUGAAGGUUACCAGAGGUGAUAAAGAAGAGAAGUUCAAGGUUGAAGUGCAUAAGAGUGAUGAAGGAGCUUUCAAACUGAAUCACAUGGCUCCUCAUGAUGAAUGACUACCUCCUUAACAGAACCUACUAAUAUGUUAUAACUGUGUUAUCGUGUAUUUGAAGUCUGGGUAUGUUGAGGAUUAAUAAACAGUCAAUAAACAAGUCAGGUUCCUCGUAUGUGCAUAUGAGUUUCAGCUUUAACAUAUGUGCACGAGAGGUUCUGUAUUAGCAUGUGCACGAGAUUCGGUAUUAACAUAUGUGCACAUGAGUGUGUAAUUAUCCAAAAAAAAGAAAAGAAAAUCGCAGUGCCUUACUUCGCAAA